UAGAAACAGCAACAAUUUAAGCAACAUUCAAACGAAGAUAUAUUUUCAUUUUUACACAUCAUUUUUUCUUGAUUUGUUUAGAUUUUAUUAAACCGUUUUGGAAGUUUCCGUAAUUUUACAAUCCACUCACGCGUAGGCUCGAUACAAAAUCUUUAUUGCUUGUCAGGUUCUUGCUUACAAGUACGUGAUUUUAAAUGGUACGCACACUAGUACACCAACCUUCUGUGAUCGGACGGAUCGGACCACCUCGAAUGCCCAUAUAACUCUCCCGUUCUUUCUCGUAUUUCGCAACCCAACAUUUUACAGCUGAUUUACGCAACGGUCCGUUAGGUGCUUCUGUCAGAAAAUUUCAUCAUACAUUCGUGCGUUGUUUCUGGUUUGUUUAUAGCGAAUAGCGGUAAAGAAUUUAUUCCGCCAAGCAAACGGUAUUGCACAAUUUUCUUAUUUGAAUAGAAGUAGAAUCGGUCAGUGACAAAAGGAUUUUCGUUGUAGUUCACAUAAGAAUUAUAUAUUCAUGUUUUCCUAUAGAGUUUUCAAAAAAUUUGUGUGAAAAGUUUAGUGGAAAUGCAACGACGAUUGGUUUGCCGAAUGACAACCGGUCGAAAAUUACUUGUAGCUCUUAUAACUUUUAUCACAGUCAGCGAGCUUGGCUAUUUUCCUCAAGUGGUGAUAAGGGGCUUUUAUUGCGAUGAUCGAUCAAUCCAGCGGCCAUACAGUGGCGAUAGCGUAACAACAUGCAUGAUCAUUCUAAGUGGAUUUGUACCUUUUUUCCUGAUCUGGCUGACAGAGAUACUGUUCUACUUUCCAACCAUGACCGAAACAUCUAAAGUUGAUGCCCCAAGCUCCCGAUAUAAGGGUUCUCUGUAUCAAACGUUUUACUGGUUCCGUAAAUACGGCAGAGGUUUAAUUAUCAAAUUACUAAUCAUCGAUGCAGCGAAGAUCUUCGCCGGUGAACAUAGGCCCCAUUUCAUCGACACCUGCAGACCGGAUGUGGUUUGUGAAGGCAAAGAAUUCAUAUCAUCGUACACGUGUACCAACACCGAUGAUUCCUUGUAUUUCAUAAGGGACGCGAGUAAAUCUUUUCCAUCAGGCCACUCUUCAGUGAGUGUGUUCGAGACAGUUUUCAUGAUCUGGUACUUGCAUAGACGCGUCCCGAAGCUGCCGUCGAUCCUAGCUCUACCUCUGAUUCAGUUAGUAAUUGCCCUGUGGGGAAUAUUUUGUCCCCUUUCUAGAAUCAUGGACAACCGUCAUCACUGGUGGGAUGUGUUGGCGGGAUCACUAGUUGGAUUGGUUGCAGCUGGAAUUACGUGUUUCAUCGAUUGUCGCAAUUUUAACAAAGCCAGACCCACAACACGACAUUCAGCCUACAGAGAUCAUGACAUUAAACUCAUAUCAAAUAACACACCAUAUAAAGAAGACACCAAUCUUAACAGUAUCGUCAAUUGUUCCUAGCAUUACGUCUAACAUGGUUUAUUCCGUCUACCGUAUUAGAACCAUGGUUUUUCACCAUUUUUAAUAAGGCAGAUACCGUGCACCUUGCACGGCUCGCUUUAUAAUCAAUAUUAAGUUAUAAAGCAAAUUGUGUAUUUCAUCAUAGGUUGUAAGUAGCAACAAUUAGAAUUGUUCUUUUGCCUUAUAGAAGAAAAACCUAAAGCAAAUGUGAUAAUAGAUUUUAAACCAACAAAGAUUUGCAUGCAAAAACAAAAAGGUACAAUGCACUCCUCGUGCGGUAUGAAAUUCCAGUUUUUACUAAAAAAAACAUUAGAAUCAUGAAUGGCAUAACACGACCGCGUAAAUGGUGUAAUAUAAAACCCACCGUUAUUAUUCAAUUUCCGUACGCGUAGAAGAUGCACACCGCACAAGCGCAUCCAGCAGUCACAACAAGCUCGUGGUCGAUGUGGAUACAUAUUACCAUUUUUCUCAUAUAGCCGGCUGCAGCUUUUACUACAACACAGGUUAUGCAAUACAUAAUCGCAAAGCAUGGCAGGCCAUGCCGGCGUCUUUGACAAAGAAUCGAUGCCCAAGGAAUCAGGUUGAAACAGACAAAGGCGUGGAUGGUAGUGUAGGCCAGUAUUGGAAGGUGAUUAUCUUGUGUGCGUCUGUACACAUGCUUACUACAGUAAUUAGAUUAUAACAUGAAGAUAGUUUGCAACAUGAAGAUAGAAACCAAUUGUAUUAUAAAUGUAACGAUUUUAAGCCACGAAUUAAACGUUUUAUGAAAAGUA
Molecule: messenger RNA, 2225 nt
Organism: Wyeomyia smithii (pitcher-plant mosquito)
Lineage: Eukaryota; Metazoa; Arthropoda; Insecta; Diptera; Culicidae
Product: putative phosphatidate phosphatase
Exons: 6
Coding region: 565-1452 (295 amino acids)
Biological process (GO): phospholipid dephosphorylation; signal transduction; phospholipid metabolic process
Molecular function (GO): phosphatidate phosphatase activity
Source: RefSeq, a predicted model, not a curated record